This is a messenger RNA of Candidozyma auris, 1662 nucleotides long. It is a transcript of the gene DFG16, whose product is annotated as Dfg16p. Gene Ontology annotation, cellular component: plasma membrane. The record is from RefSeq and is a predicted model, not a curated record. The transcript has a single exon. Bases 1 to 1662 code for a protein of 553 amino acids. NCBI's taxonomy places the organism in Eukaryota, Fungi, Ascomycota, Pichiomycetes, Serinales, Metschnikowiaceae. Gene Ontology annotation, biological process: cellular response to pH.
AUGGGCAACUAUUCCGUGUAUUUCCUUCUGAACAAUAACGGGAUCCAGACAAACUGCUCGGUGUACUCCUUGACCUCGGGCUCGCUACGAUUCCAGGAGUACUUCACCGGCGGGUGGCUGGGGAACAUCACGCUGGGUUUUCUCCCGGCGUACUACGUGACCAACUGCUCGAUUCCCGAUCUCCAGCAGCAGAUCGCCAACAUCCUGUUCAACGAGACAGACUUGGAACGAUGGCUACGGGAUUACCACAACAACCCUUAUAACGUUGCAGACAACGGCGACGCCUUUGUGGCUUUGCUCUUUAUGAUUCUGGGACUGUGUGUCCUGUGCUGGAUGCUCAUUCUCUUGUUUUUGCUUUCCCCAAAGUAUAAGCGGAAGCCGAUAAUGACACAGAUUGCUACGGGCGUCUACUCCAUUGUCCUUACCAUCCUUUUGGCCCAGGUGACCUUGCUGGCCCGCAAAGAGUACUACAAAGACUGCUUGGACAUGAUCCAUAUUCUCUCGCUCGUGAACGAUAAGCAAAAGUACCCGAUUGCCUUGAUCAUUCUGCAGUUCCUCACAUGCUUGGCCUUCUUCCAGCUUGUAGUGAAGAUGACCAAGCAGCGAUACAAGUUCUACAACGGCCUUAUUGGUGCCUGCCUAAUUGUAAUGUACAUUAUAGUCGAUGCAGUGGACUUGGGCAUGCUGAGAAACUAUUUUGAGCGCAUGGCUCAUAAACAAAACGAGUUCAGAGCUAUCUUCACCGUGGUACUCAAGCUCUUAUUCAUGAUCUGGAUAUGCAUCACCCUUGGUUACCACACAUUCAAAGGAACUGCCUCCAGCCCUAGACAAGUGUCUUACUCAAGAAGACUAUUGCCAUUGGCAGUGUUCACAUGGUUUAUGCUUGGUCUCCACAUCAUCAUCACUAUUUUGAUUGCGAGCUUGUGGGAGAACAAAUGGCUUGUCACAUCAUGGAUAACAUUCUUGCCUUAUCUCCUCGAAAUGUACAUUCUCACCACCGCGUGGGAAUGGUUCUACUCCAUUCGCGACUUGGAGCUGAGACUUGAGCUUAUUUCCAUGCUUGGAAGGAAGAUUUCGUUGGAUGAUGUCAUGACUUUUAGCAACGCAUACUUCUCGAAGCCAAUGUCGUUCCUCAAUUGGCUCUCGACACUUUGGAACAUGAUAAGAUGUAAGACUGUGCCCGUUGACAACGAUGCGAAGGACAUGGCCACGAGCACAUUCAGUGAGUCCACUUCGACUGCAGUGAACCACUCGCCCCCGGGUACGCUGAAUGCUACAAGAGACCAAGAUAUUGAUCUCGGUGAGGCCCAUGUGGGCCAAGCUCGUAACACACUAUACUUUGACAGUGUUGGAAACGAGCAAGAUGACGACGACAAUGAUCACGACGACGACAGUGAUGGUGAAGGCUAUGAAGUUCACUACGUUGAAGAUGACGAUGUUUGGGAGCAAGCCAGAGCACAAAAUUCUAACCUACCCACCUCACAAACAAAUGACACUCAAGAAAUGACCCAAGAGGGGCCUUACUCUAGACAAGAUGAUGUACUUGGCACACAAACUCACGAUGACUACAAUGAUAAUGAUGACACGAAUAAUGACGCCUCUCUCCCACCGUUCCAGCCGCUUCCUGGAUUCAGCAGAGACGACUACUGGGAUGAGAAAUAA